Molecule: messenger RNA, 2418 nt
Organism: Neurospora hispaniola
Lineage: Eukaryota; Fungi; Ascomycota; Sordariomycetes; Sordariales; Sordariaceae
Product: ADC synthase
Exons: 2
Coding region: 198-1946 (582 amino acids)
Biological process (GO): L-tryptophan biosynthetic process
Source: RefSeq, a predicted model, not a curated record
UGUAAAAUUAUAGCGUGCGAGGGCAAGCAUGCCACUUUCACGGUUCAGUUGCGAUCGAUGGCGUCCCGUCUCCUCCGCGACCGGUUCAGUUGUCACUUUGACAUCCAUCCACUGACUCUUUCCACUCAGCGAAUCCCCUCCGUCCUGUUUCUGCUUCUGCCUUUUUUUGCUUGGACGUUGCAGUUCAGUUGUUCAGCAUGGCUGCCCUCGACAUCAGGCCGUCCCUGGAGGACGCGCGCAAGCUCUUCGACCAGACAUGCCAAGCAUCAGCGACCUCGACAGCAUCCCCAAGGCCCACCCUUCUCCCUCUCUGCAUCUCCCUGCCUGCCGAUCUGUUGACGCCCUCGGCCAUCUACCUCAAGCUCUCCGCAGGAGCGACAGCUGAAUACUCGUUCCUCCUCGAGAGCGCCACUGGCAGCACCGAGACUGUCGGCCGCUACAGCUUCAUUGGCGCCAACCCCCGAAAGGUCCUCGAGACCGGCCCCGGCUACCAAGAUGUCGGCGAUCCCAUGAAGGCCCUUGAGCAGGAGCUCAGCCAGGACAAGGUCCUCAGCAUCCCCUCCCUCCGACUCCCCAAGCUGACGGGCGGCGCUGUCGGCUACAUCUCGUACGACUGCAUCAAGUACUUCGAGCCCAGGACGGUCAAGGGCCGCGAACUCAAGGACAACCUACACAUCCCCGAGGCCCUCUUCAUGCUCUACGAUACCAUGGUAGCCUUCGACCACUUCUCCUCCGCCUUCACCGUCGUCACCCACGUCCGACUUCCCGAGGACCCCUCCGGCGACUUCGAGGCGGCCUACAACGCGGCUUGCGACAGCAUUCGCUCGACACUCCAAGUGAUCAACCAGCCAGAGACGCCGCUCCCGCCCAAGGACUCCAGCACUCCCGCCGCCGAUCAGACAUUUGCUUCCAACGUUGGACGCCACGGUUACGAGACCUUUGUGACGGAGCUCAAGAAGAACAUUGUCAAGGGUGACAUCAUCCAGGCCGUUCCGUCCCAGCGCUUCUCUCGCAGCACCAGCCUGCACCCCUUCAACAUCUACCGCACCUUGCGCACGCUCAACCCCUCGCCGUACCUCUUCUUCCUCUCGUGCUCCGACUUCCACAUUGUAGGCGCCUCGCCCGAAUGCUUGAUGAAGACCGACGGAUAUGCCGACCUUCCUGCCGAUACCCGUUUUGGCUAUAGCGCUGCUGAGGCCCGCUCUCGUCCCAGGAUCGUCAACCACGCCAUUGCCGGUACCAUCAAGCGUGGCCUCAACUCGGAGGAGGACGAUGAGCUUGCGGCCGUGCUGCUGGCCUCAACCAAGGACCGCGCCGAGCACGUCAUGUUGGUCGAUCUGGCCCGCAACGAUGUCAACCGUGUCUGCCACCCGUCUACCGUCAAGGUCGACCGCCUCAUGCGCAUCGACCGUUUCUCGCACGUCCAACAUAUCACCUCGGAGGUCUCCGGUCUGCUGCGCCCCGAGUGCACCCGUUGGGACGCUUUGCGCUCCAUCUUCCCCGCCGGCACCGUGUCGGGCGCUCCCAAGAUUCGUGCCAUGGAGCUGAUUUACGACUUGGAGAAGGAGAAGCGCGGCAUCUACGCUGGCGCUGCCGGUUGGUUCGCCUAUGAUGUCAUUCGCGUCGAAGGUGGUGAGGGUGAUGCCCCUGUUACCACUUUCCUGAGCGAAGGACAGAUGGAUACCUGCAUUGCUAUCCGCACCAUGCUGGUCAAGAAUAAGGUUGCUUACCUGCAAGCGGGCGGUGGUAUUGUCUUUGACAGUGAGAAGACGGAGGAGUGGAUGGAGACCAUGAACAAGUUGGCGGCCAACUUGCGCUGCAUCGAACUGGCCGAGAAGUACUACGGCGAGAGUACGGGAUCCAAGUCGGUGCAGGAAAUUAUUGAGGAGGAGAGGAAGAAGGGCGACGAGCAGUACAAGCUGCAGACUAUGAGCGCUGGGGCGUAAGUGUGUAGUGUAUUUGUGCGUGUUGAAGGCUGAGUUAAAACAGGAUACCAGGUGAAUCAAUGUUUGAGCUGCAGGCUGAAGCCUUCCAUGAUGUGGUCUGGGUGAAACUCGGUGUCCUUGUCUGUCAAGUCCACUGUUCCGUCUUACGUCCCACCCUGUCGGCGAUAACUGUCCCAUGAGCAUCGAGACACCCUCCCCUUCUCGGCCGCCGCCGACUUUUUUUCUCCGGCCCCUAUUUUCCCGACUCGCUAAAGCGGACCGGCCAACGGCCUCCCCAUGCUAACACUCCGCUUUCCGGGGUUUACACCGUAAGCGCCCGUUUUCCCGCCGCACCGGGACCAAGCCACGUUCAAAAGAUAGUAAACGAGGCAGAGACAUCGGGGACCUUUAACCCCCCCUAUUAAGCGGCGGGUAUUGCAACGAUCAACUAUAGUAGAAGAUCUCUUUGUUUCUGUGAUUAAAAAAAAAAAAA